AUGUCCUCCCACGCCUCUCUCAGCGCCGCCGCUGACGAGCGCAAGGCACGCCUCGCCAAGCUCAAAUCGCUGAAGCGCAAAGCGCCCGACGAGCCGUCCGACAUCGAACCUGGCACCGCCGAGACGCAAGCAGACGAUCGCGAAGGCUCCUCCACCCCCGAUGUCUCCAGGCUUUACCUCUCUGGCCGCAACUUCGAUGUCGAAACAAAGGGACCCAAGCUGGGCUUCGAGAGCAAUCCGGCCGAAAACCAGGUGACGCUAGAGGCCAAGGCGGCCGAGCUGGCCGAGCGCACCAAAGCUGAAGCUGCGGCUGACGAGGCUGCGGACAAGCCGCUGGAUCUGUUCAAGCUGCAGCCGAAGAAGCCGAAUUGGGAUCUGAAACGUGAUCUGGACAAGAAGCUGGAGGUGCUGAAUGUGAGGACGGAGAACGCGAUUGCGCGGUUGGUGAGGGAGAGGAUUGAAAAUGCUCAGAAGGAGGCAAAGAAGAAGGCUGGAGCGGGCACCGGCGAACUUGAGCCUAAGGACAAGGAUGGUGAGGCGGUCGGCAUGGACGGCGCGAUGCUGGCGGAGGCCAUGCGUGAAAGGGAGAGGGAAGAUGAGGCCGAGAGAGAGAGGGAAAAGGGAGAUGAAGAGCUGGUAUGA
Molecule: messenger RNA, 642 nt
Organism: Lasiodiplodia theobromae
Lineage: Eukaryota; Fungi; Ascomycota; Dothideomycetes; Botryosphaeriales; Botryosphaeriaceae
Product: Cell cycle control protein cwf18
Exons: 1
Coding region: 1-642 (213 amino acids)
Cellular component (GO): post-mRNA release spliceosomal complex; U2-type spliceosomal complex
Source: RefSeq, a predicted model, not a curated record